AUGGAUCGACUGCCGCUCCGACCGGUCCUUACUACCAUGAACAACCAAGAGCGACCCCCAGCAAUCCAAGAACUAGCCAUCCGCCAGUUCGCGGUCCACCUGGUCCUAAGAUUUUGCAAGGCCUGGUUCAUGGCAAGGGUUCGCUUCGACCAAAAAGCAUCCGAAAACGCUCACUGCCUUGAUGCUGCAAGGGCCUUCUUAGCUUUCGCCUCGUUCGCGUUCUUCGUGUUCGUGCACGCUGUCUACCUCGGCAUCUACGUGCUGGAGUACGACGGAGUCAUCGAUCGCGAACACUGCGACAACUUGCUCAGGCGUGUAGAAGAACGGUGCCUCGUCUGCAACUUCUUCUUGUCCAGGCAGGGUCCGAUGUGGGCAUCAUGGUCGAGGAGGGUCUGGGCAAUUCUGCUGGGUGAAACGACAGAAUCUGAUGAUGAUCAGGGAGGACUAAUCUAUCCGGAGGAGUGCCACUAGAGAUCGGAGAACAGAAAAUUGCGACUUGUCGGCCGCACCGAUUCUUUGUCGCCGGGCUUCUCCGUGUUGAACGUGUCGUGUUUAGUUUUAGUGUUUCUUUCACGGUGCUGCCUUGCGGGACUGGUCGUUUUGAUGGUUGUGGUCGAUCUUUUUGUCUCCGUGUUCAAGAUGGGCGAGCAUUCAAGGGAUGAAAGCUCAUGAACGAUGAGAUUAUCAACGGGAACGGUUGAAAACGGUGUCCAGGUCAUGUAGGUGUGAGGAAGGGAAGUCUGAUGAUGCACGUAAGUACGUAAAUGGGCCGGAACGUGUGAUUUGGCGUUCAAGUAGUGCUACCGGGUAUGACGAGAGUUC
Messenger RNA from Ectocarpus siliculosus, 822 nucleotides. The record is from the annotation of a GenBank genome assembly. Lineage: Eukaryota; Phaeophyceae; Ectocarpales; Ectocarpaceae.